Molecule: messenger RNA, 1992 nt
Organism: Pyrenophora tritici-repentis Pt-1C-BFP
Lineage: Eukaryota; Fungi; Ascomycota; Dothideomycetes; Pleosporales; Pleosporaceae
Source: RefSeq, a predicted model, not a curated record
AUGUACAUUCUCCAACUCGGCAUUGUCAAAUACCCGACAGGUCGUGCGCCCUACGACCAUCCCGGUCCGAAUGAAAGGGUACAUCCCUAUGACUUCUUUACCGGUACCAUGAAACCUCAAGCUCUUCUGGCAUGCGGAGCCGUAGCACUUGCUCAGCAAGUCUACAUCCCGGCUGAAGGCCCAGUAUCACGACCGCAAUGCGUGGAAAAUUGCACAUACGCCACUGCAGUUCCUCAAUACACCUUCCGAGAGUUCAGCUUCACGCAAACCGAGACGGUUCGUACUGCAAAGUCGAUCCCGGCUCCCACUGCUACGACGACCUACGCUCCACCCUAUGCGUCGCUUAGCAGCUUCGUACCCAAUUUGACGACAACGCAAUGGGGCAACUGGUACCCCAACGCCAGCGUAACAGCUACCGAUACCGCCAACCCGUACGGAAACGCGUCGUGGUCUGCACUUUGGAGUACGAUUCCCUGGGUUAACUUCACAAGGGGCAUAUACUCUACAACAGUGUCACCGACUCCAGUACCGACGAGCGAGCUAAUCCUACCUCCUCCUGAACCUGUCAUUCCCCAGUCAUGCUACUACUUCCCCAAGGACUUCAUGCUCGGUGUAGCAGCCUCAGCCGUUCAAAUUGAGGGAGCUAUCGCCGACGAAGGCCGGACACCGGUCCACAACGAUGUUGGCACCUUAAUCAACCCGGGCCAAGCACCAAACUGGAUCGCAAACGAGAACUACUAUCUGUACAAGCAAGACAUUGAGCGGAUUGCAGCCAUGGGAGUGAAGUACUACCGAUUCUCCGUUCCCUGGACACGAAUCCUUCCCUUUAUCCUUCCGGGCACACCAGUUAACGAGCAAGGCCUAGCACACUACGACGAGCUGAUCAACUUUGUUUUGGAGAAGGGGAUGCUACCUGCUCUCAUGAUUUACCAUAACGAUUCUCCCUUCCAGUUCUACAACGGCAAUAUCAGCAGUAUUUUUAACGUGCCCGGAACUGGAGCUAUCGGUUACUUGGACUCUUGCUUUCAAUGUAGCUACAAGAAUGUUUCGUUUGAAGAUGCUUUUGUGAACUAUGGAAAGAUCCUAAUGACGCACUUUGCCGACCGUGUUCCUAUCUGGUGGUCGUUCAAUGAGCCGCUGCUCGGUGCGCGGAAUGGAAAGUCCAUUGAUGCUGUUAUCAAAGCGCAUGCAAGGCUUUCUCACUUCUACCACGACGAAAUCAAGGGUACUGGAAAGAUUUCGUUGACCUUCAACGAUAAUUUCGGUGUACCCAAGAAUCCACAAGAUCCCGCCGAUGUUGACGCAGCCAACCACUUCAACUCCUUCCAACUGGCUACCUUUUCCAACCCCAUCUUCCUUGGAAUCGAUUACCCAGAGUCCUUCAAGAGCAGCACCGCUGACUACGUACCGUUGAGUGCCGAAGACUUAGCAUACAUCAACGGCACUGCCGACUUCUACUCUAUUCAGCCCUACACCGCUACUGUUGUUAGCCCCCCUCCCAACGAUACCAUUGCGAACUGCGCCGCCAACAUCACCCACCCGCUUCGCCCUUACUGUGUCACCCAGGAAACCACCACUACAACCGGGUGGAACAUUGGAUACCGCAGCCAAAGCUACGUCUACAUCACACCUACCUACUUCCGCACCUACCUUAACUACCUAUGGAACACAUUUAAGUCCCCCGUCGCUGUAACCGAGUUUGGUUUCCCCGUCUUCGCUGAAUCGCAGAAAGCGCAAAAGGACCAGGAGUUUGACAGCCCAAGAAGCCAGUACUACCAGACCUAUCUUAACGAAGGUCUCAAGGCCAUCUGGGAAGAUGGCGUACAGUUUGUUGGCGCUUUUGCUUGGUCCUGGGCGGAUAACUGGGAGUUUGGUGAUUAUGCCCAGCAAUUUGGUAUCCAGACUGUCAAUCGUACGACAAUGGUGCGGAGGUACAAAAAGAGUUUCUUCGACUACGUCGACUUCAUAGAAAGCAGACGCCAAAAGGCGUAG